UUUACCUGCCACACCUGAACUAAAGCAGGAAGCAGUUUGUGAUUGUUGGUUCCUGCAGAGAGACUCCCAGACGAUCAGAUUCACCUUCAGACCAAACUAGCAGCUUCCUCUGAGUGAGUCCAGCUGCAGGAGAGAAAAGUGGAAACCUCCAACACUGCUGCUUCAAGCUGCUCACACUCCACACACUGAAGCUUCACUCAGAGACUAAAUGGCUUCCAGGUUAGAGGAGGAUCUCUGCUGUCCGGUUUGUAAGGAUAUCUUUAAGGAUCCAGUUGUUCUGUCAUGUAGCCACAGCUUCUGUAAGGAGUGUCUGAAGAACUGCUGGACAGUAGGAGAUGAACGACCAUGUCCUUUUUGUAGGAAGCAGUCAAGCACGGAUGAUCCUCCCUGUAAUCUGGUUCUGAAGAACCUGUGUGAGACCUUCUUACAGCAGAGAGAGCAGAGAGCUUCAGAGGAUCUCUGCAGUCUGCACUCUGAGAAACUCAGACUCUUCUGUCUGGACCAUCAGCAGCCAGUGUGUGUCGUCUGCAGAGAUUCAAAACUCCACAGAAGCCACAGCUUUGCUCCCAUAGAUGAAGCUGCAGAGGAUCACAGAAUGAAUCUUCGUUCAUCUCUAGAAACCUUGAAGAAGAAGCUGGAGGUCACGAAGAAAAUUCAGGAGGAGUUUGAUCAGACAGCAGAACACAUGAAGGUCCAGGCCCGACACACAGAGAGGCUGAUUAAGGAGCAGUUUAAGAAGCUUCAUCAGUUUCUAGCAGAGGAAGAGGAGGCCAGGCUGGCUGCACUGAGGGAGGAAGAGGAGCAGAAGAGAGGGAUGAUGAAGGAGAAGAUGGAGGCUCUGAGCAGAGAGAUAGCAGCUCUUUCAGCCACAGUCAGAGCCACAGAGGAGGAGCUGAGAGCUGAAGACGUCUCAUUCCUGCACAACUACAAGGCUGCAGUGGAAAGAGUCCAGCACUGCCCCCUGCUGGAGGAUCCACAGCUGCCCUCAGGAGCUCUGAUAGACCAGGCCAAACAUCUGGGCAACCUGGCCUUCAACAUCUGGAGAAACAUGAAGAACAUGGUGUCCUACAGUCCUCUCAUCCUCGACCCAAACACUGCUGGUUCAGAACUCAUCCUGUCUGAGGAUCUGACCAGCGGGACUAGAGGAAAGAAACAGAAGCUUCCUGAUAAUCCAGAGAGGUUUGGGUCUUGGUGUGGUUCUGUCCUGAGUUCUGAGGUCUUUGACUCAGGGAACCACAGCUGGGAUGUUGAUGUUGGAGACAGUAAAUACUGGAUGCUUGGUGUGUUAGAACAGUCUGUUCAGAGGAAGGGAGAUAUAGAGUCUGGAUGGUAUGUUAUAUGGUUUAAUCAAGGUAAAUACUCAGCAGAAUCUCCAGGAGCCCAUUCCAUAGAUCUCUCAGUUCAGAAGAAGCUCCAGAGGAUCAGAGUGAAUCUGGACUGGGACAGAGGAAAGUUGUCCUUCUCUGAUCUGGAGACUAACACACACAUACAAAUCUUCAGACACACCUUCACUGACAAAGUGUUUCCAUGGUUCUACACUGUGGGUAAAGUAAAAAUCUUACCCAUGAAGAUCUCAGUGAGCAAACAGCAGCUCUGAUGUUCUCAGCAUGAAGAACACAAAGUCCAAAUGAAACCUUAUUGAUCUGAUUGAAACUCAGUGUUUGAAACAGGAAAUUGGAGAUGAUCUGAUCUGACUAAUCAUCUGGUUGUUUUCAGGUCAGUUUCAGAUCUGCUUCAUAAUCUGUCCAGAUGCUACAAACUAAGACAUGAAGUGGAUGAUGUGGAGUUUAGUUUGGUUCUGACAGCAGAUCCAGGUGUGCUGAUCAUGACCAGGGAACAGGUGAGGUUAGUGGAGACAUCAGGACCCUGGAGAG
Cyprinodon variegatus (sheepshead minnow) is the source of this 1874-nucleotide messenger RNA. RefSeq names its product tripartite motif-containing protein 35-like. Lineage: Eukaryota; Metazoa; Chordata; Actinopteri; Cyprinodontiformes; Cyprinodontidae. Bases 209 to 1597 code for a protein of 462 amino acids. Gene Ontology annotation, molecular function: zinc ion binding; protein binding. The transcript is spliced from 2 exons. The record is from RefSeq and is a predicted model, not a curated record.